Messenger RNA from Plectropomus leopardus (leopard coralgrouper), 5275 nucleotides. The record is from RefSeq and is a predicted model, not a curated record. NCBI's taxonomy places the organism in Eukaryota, Metazoa, Chordata, Actinopteri, Perciformes, Serranidae.
AUGUAAGCACAGACGAAAGGCUUUGCUGUUAUAUAUCGCUGCACAGAUAGAGUGUGUGUGCACAAGCAUGAAACAGAUGGUGCAGCGUUAUGCAUUCGUGGUGCAUGUUCAGAUCAUUUUGUUUCAUUUGAGACAUUUUUCCUUUUGGUCAGCAUCGAUGCAUCAGGAUCGAGCUGCCGUGGUGCUGAGGAGAUUUAAUACGGCAUUUGUAGAGAAAGCAGAGCAGCGCUCACUCUAUGCUGCUACCAGCAAUGCAGCUCAGCGUUUUCUCUGGCUAUAGCAUCGAGCACUGAGCUGGUGUGUGAUGUAGCACCCAGAAUCUCUCCGCUCUCCCUACAGCCCUCUGCCAUGCUUAAUAAAAGUUGCCGCUUCCUGCUCAGUGGCUCCAGAACGAACGCUUCAGUUGCCCAGCUAGCACAAAGGCAGACCCAUACUCCGGUUUAGCUACAUGCUGUACAAACUGAGAUAUUCCUAUAGCUGAAGAAGGACAGAAGAGGGACAGUCAAAGGAGGGCAGGGCAGAUCUAGCCCAGGACCUGGGCUGCAAGGAUAGAGGCGAAGGACGUUGGAGCUGGAGUCAUCUGCACACAGAGAGGGAGGGAGAGGAAGAAAGACGUCAGAAAAAGCUCUGCUUCUGACAACACCACUGUUCAGCGACCAUCAUAGAAAAAAAAAACUACUUUCGCCUUGUCCUCGCGAAACUGUUUUUCAUGUAUAGUUGUGUAUAUUGAGGGCUGUAGAAAAAGGAUACUGCAUGACACUGUUUCCUGUUCGCCCUGCAUCAUUCUCUCUGUUUUACUAAGAAACAGGAUGGAGAUUAUGAUGGCUUGAGUCACCACAACUGUUGACCAGACUGUUGGCACUGGAGCUCAUCUGUCAGGACACUACUGCCAUCUAGUGUUAAAAUACCGGAACAGCUAAAUCACCACAUGUACAAAAUGUACACACAUCUUCUUGAUUUUCAAAACAAUAUCAAAACCAUCACAUCCACCAUUUUGUAAUAAUCUGAUAAAAUUAUUUUUUUCUUUAUCUUUCUAGAUGACUGUGGUGUCCCCGUGCACUCAGAACCUGAUGGAUAGUGCUCACCCUCAAACUGUGCUUAGCAAGCUCAAUGAGCAGCGCUCGCAAGGCCUCUUCUGUGAUGUCACCAUUGUGGUGGAGGAUGUUAAGUUUCGAGCCCACAAGAACAUCCUGGCAGCCUGCAGCGGGUACUUCAGGAACACUCUGACAACUCCUGAGACAUGGAGCUCUGGCCAAGUGGUGGAGCUGAUGGACCUUAAGUCUGAGGUGUUCGCCAGUAUCCUCAACUUUAUCUACUGCUCAAAGGUGACGUCAGCUAGUGCAGAGGACACAGGGGGACUGGUGGCAGCUGGAAAAAAACUUGGAAUUCCUUUUUUAGAGAAGCUUGCAGAGCAAGAGAGGCAGGACAAAUGUGUUAAACCCACUGACUCCAGCACAACCCCAGUGUCUAAAAAAACUAAGAAGGAAGCUCAGAGGCCUGAGGACCUAGACAGAGGGCCGCGCAUCACCAAUGCUUUCUCUAUCACUGAGGUGUGUCCUGGGAACAAUCUUUUAACCCAUCUGGUUCAAACCAAUGGGGAGAGACAGUCACCAGAUGUGGGACAGCUCCCAUCAAGUUGUCCCACGACCUCCUGCCUCAGCGGGAACAAUGAGACAACCCACGCCCUCUCAGAGCACUCAUAUGCAGUGAGCAAAUCUACUGAAGGCAAAGACAGCAGUCAGUGGGACAACAAAAAGGUCUGUAAGCCAGCAAUACCUCAUCCAAAGCAACUCAUUUACAGGAACACAGGCCCGCUUAAAAAGCGCCACAGACUGCGGGGCACUUUGUGUCGAAGCAUACUUCCAGCACCAGCUGAACCACAAGCAGAUAAACCAAAUACAGUUACCCCCACAUUAGCUGAUGGUGUUUCCGCAGCACCUGCUGUAUCCAUGACACCACCUCCACUUUUUUCAGAGGCAGAAACACAGAAAAGAACAGACCCAGAGCUCCCGGUAGCCGCGGACAGUGGUCUAAUGGAGCUAGGUCCACCAACCCUAUCCCCUCACCCAGAGGACAGUAUUUCAAUCUAUGGAUGUGACCACUGUCCAGAGAUAUUUGCAAACAAAGCUCUUCUUACCAUUCACUCAGAGGUACAUAAAAAGCGUUUUGUCAGUCAUUUGUUUUGCAAGUUUUGUCACAGAAAGUUCAUACACCUCAAACGGAUGCGCAACCAUGAGCAGGUCUGUCCAAAAGCUGUACGAGGUCCGCCUAAACUGCAUGCCCCUGACAUAUCAACCAAAGAUGUGGAACAGAUUACAGAUGACAAGCCCAACACAGAGAGUAUGGUGACUCAGCUACCUACUCCCAAAAUCUCCUCCCCUUACACCCCAGAGCCUCUUCAAGCGGACCAAUCAGAGCCUCCACAGGAAGAGAAGGUAGUAAAGCUAGGUAGCAGUCAAAGGAGAUACAACUGUAGCGUGUGUAAACGGGUCUAUGUCACCCUGUCCAGUCUCAAAAGGCACGAGAAUGUACAUUCGUGGCAGAGGGCUUAUCCCUGCCAUUAUUGUAAUAAGGUGUUUGCACUGGCAGAGUACCGUACAAAGCAUGAAAUCUGGCACACAGGUGAACGUCGCUAUCAGUGCAUUUUCUGCCUUGAGACAUUCAUGACAUAUUAUAUCUUAAAGAACCAUCAGAAGUCUUUUCAUGGCAUUGAUCCCAGUCUAGCUGUGAAGAAAAAAUCUGCCAAUGGUGGUCUUAAAGCCAGUGUUUAUCCAAUCAAGCUUUACAGGCUUCUGCCUAUGAAGUUCAGAAAGAGACAAUACAAGACAUACAGUCAGACAUAUUCAGAGAGUGUUGAAAGAGGUGACGAAGCCCCACCAGACAAUAACUCUCUCAUCCCUCCAUUUGAAGAGAACGGUCUGAUCAGCCACCCUGAUACUGUUUCAUUCCCUCUGACAUUCAUGGCAACAACAAAGAUGGUGGCUCCUGUCAUUCCUCACAUCAGCUUUGGCAAGCCAUGUGACCAACAUGUCGAACAAAGUCUCAACAGUGACUUGGAAAUUCAGAAAGGCACAAGAAAAGAGGCAGAAAACAGAGAUUCACCCUUCAGUGACUACAACAGCACCUUCUCUUUGCAAUCCGAGUCUCCUGCACUGGGUUACAAAGACGAUCCUCCAGUGCUAAGCAAUUCAGAGCACAUCGGUCGUAAUGUGCCAUUCUUUAACUCUUUGAACACUGUUAAAAAGUUAGGUGAGCUAUCAGCUUCUGCAAAAAGAGUUGAGGAUAUGACCAAGGAGAUACUUCAAUCGAGCACUGAGAAUCUGGUGCGCGAUAAAGAUGUGAGGGCAAAGACUGAAACGUAUAUCGCCAAACCUGCAUGCCCGGGUCCAUCUGUGGAUGGUGCUGCCAUGCCGCUCUGUCAGAUAACAGUGAAAAUAGGCAAUGAAGCCAUCAUUCGCCGCCGAAUCAAGGGAUCUAAGCUCUUCCCGAGAAAGAAAAGGAGAAUCAGAGACCGGAGUGAAGAGAGCCCAAGUCGGUGCCCUCCAACAAGGGAAGACUCAGAGAGCCCCAGGCUCCGCCUGCGACCUGAAGCGACUGCCGCAACAGAACCAGAGACAUACGAUGAUCCCAAUGACUGUGACACAGCUGAUAUGCUUUGGCGUCCCUACUAUUCGUACAAAGCUAAAAAGAAAAGGAAGAAGUUGAGAUUGAAGCACAGAAAGGCUUUGUUUCACGGUUAUCCUGACAUAUCUGCAGAUAGAACUGCUGCCGGUGAAGCUCAUUUUGAUAAAAGCAGUUGGCUGACAGAAGAGAGCAUGUCGGGUGGUAGUGGAGAGGUGAAACGCAGUCUCAGCAAGAACUCCAGCCCGAGGGCCACCUACAACUGUGACAUCUGUGACAGCUCUUUCAUCACAGAGACUGGUCUGAGAGCUCACGUUAUUGGUUCCCACCCAUGUUUCUGCAGAACCUGUGGUAAACAAGGUCCCCCUGGUGAGGCUCCUGCCGGUGGUGAUUACAUCUGCAACAGCUGUAUGGAAAAUGGCUCCUGUUUCGAUAACACACCUCGGAGCCCCAACCCAGAGAAGAAGUAUCGCUGCUCCUUCUGUCCCCAGCGGUUUCUCUACCUUGCCACCAAGAGAAGCCAUGAGAAAAAACACCAGGAGACAAAUGAGGAGGGAUAUAACUCUGACAACUUCUCACCAUGUUCUAAAUACUCAGCACACCUGUGUGAAGACAAUAAACAAGACACCAUCAAAACAGAGGAGAGUGACAAUCAAGGAGCCACUGACAUAAAAAGUGAAAGAGUGGAAGAAGGACAUUUUUCCAUUGAUAAAAUGAAGCCUAAAAUCGAGGAUACAUCUGACUUUAUGUCUUUAGCUGCCUACCAAGAUGUGUCAUAUCCCAACAUCAAAAGUCCACUAUCACCCUGCAUUGACCCGUUGUUUUCCCUGACACACUCAAAGCUGAAACAUAAAACAGCGAAAAAAAGGAUCAAUGCACAGCAUCCUAUGCAUCUCAUCUCAAAGAAGCAAACUUGUGACAGAGACAGUGAUAGCAACAAGGACACUUUGAUGGGGCCAAGAACAACAGGUCACAAUGAUCGCGAGAAGUCCUGUAAACUCUUAAGGAGAAAUGACUCUGAAACUAAAGGUGCCCACAUUUCUAUACACAAGCCAGAGAAAUGGGUGUGCAAAGAGGAGCCAUUUUUCUAAAGAUCUUUGACUGUGGAAAAUAACAGGAAAGAGAAAGUGAAUCGAACUUCACGCGGCUGCUUUAGGUUAGAAAAUAUGAGAGUGUUAUCUUUGCAGCUGAGCUCAAUAAAAUGUUUUGAAUGGACAGUAAAAUGAGGAUCUAACAUCAGUGCAGGCUGUUAUCUCUUUCCUCCCAUACUCAACGACUGAGCGAUUUUUCACCUUUGUAGAGCAUAUUUUUUGGGGGUAAUAUAGGUCUUUCUGACACAGACUGUACCUUGUCCAUUGUCUAUGCAUAUAUGGCAGAAUCAGUGACAUGACUGUAAGCAGUUUCAGAGCAGGGGUAGGAUGUGUUGGACAACUGAAAACCUGCCUAGUGUGGUUACAACUUCACUUUUUAAAACAUGUCUGUGGGAAAACAGUAUGAAUUUCAUAACUGUCACAUUUCUGAAUCUCACGUUCGGUUAACUGGCUACGGUGAGUUGCACUUUAUAGUUAGACUAUGCGGAUGUGUUGGAUAAAAUCUUUGAUAAUUCAAUAUAAAUUCUAAGCACCAUAUAAUUUUAAUUUCUAAUUAACAAAUG